UGCAAAGGGGCGAUGGGGGGCCCCGAGUGAAGGCGGCCGGAGGGGAGCAGCUGCAGCCGGGGAGGUCGCGGGGGAGCCGGGCAGGCCGGGCAGGCCCCGCUGCAGCCCAGGAGCCGGGCAGGGGGAAGCGGGGGGGGGGGGAGAGGCGCUUGCGAAGCCGGCAUUUUCAUGGAGAUCACAACCCCCCUGCAAGGAGAGGAGCAUCGGGGCGCAGCCGAAGGGAGCCCCCGGCAGCAAAAUGCUGAUAGUUGAAAAGACAACUGACUUCCCUGCUGCUGAGUACUCUCUGGUGGAGGAUGUAGCUCUCCACUUCACGUGUUUGAUGGACAGACUGAAUGAGCAGCGUCUAUUUCAACCAGACCUGUGUGACGUAGACGUCGUCCUGGUGCAACAGAAGAGCGUCUUCCCAGCCCACAAGGGAGUCCUCGCUGCCUACAGCCAGUUCUUCCACUCCCUCUUCACCCAGAACAAGCAACUUCAACGGGUGGAGCUCUCCCUGGAGGCCUUGACCUCCCAAGGCCUCCAGCAGAUCCUUAACUUCAUUUACACCUCCAAGCUCUUGGUCAACGCUUGCAACGUGCAAGACGUCCUGAGCGCGGCCGCUGUCCUGCAGAUGAACAACAUUGCCUCUUCUUGCCAGGAGCUCAUUAGUAGCAGAUCCCUCAGCUUGGCCGUGGGGAGCAACAUGGCGCUGCCUCCUGAUAACUGCGGCAAAAGCCUCCCCUCUCAAUUCUACUGUGACAUCAAGCAAGAAAUGGAUUCCCCACACCCCAAAAUCUUCGCUCGGGAAGGGAACGAUCCGUACUCCGUGCGGGUGGAGGACGGAGUGGCGUGUGAAGGCAACCAGCACCUCCCUGCGGUGGUAGCCACCAAGAAAUACUACAAGGAGGAGAAGGAUGGCAGCCCGCACGUCUGUAAGAUGGAGGGUGAAGAGUCCGAAGUGGGUCUGGGCAACCAGGGCUCUUACAACCAUGGUGAGCAGAUCAUUGUAGAAGUCAACCUCAACAACCAAACCCUCAAUGUCUCCAAAGGGAUGGAAGGAAAGCCCUCUGGUGUCAACCAAACAGCUGCCAUUGCCACAGUGAUUGGACGGCCCAAAGGAGAUGGACGUCCCUUGGAGGAGCACAGGGAGGAUGAAAACGGUGAGGGGGAGGAAGAAGAUGAGGAUGCUGAGGUGGGAGAGGAGGAAGAGGAUGAGCACAGUGAAGAGGAAGAUCUAGAGGAGACCACGGAUGAGGAGGAAGAGGAGGAGGAGGAUGGCGAAGAGGUGGCAGAGAUUAAAAGGGAGAAGUCUGGGCCACCUCACAGACCCACCAGGUCUUCCAAGACCACGGAGCCUGCUAUGUCUACCAGAUCCCAAGAGACCACCAAGGUUGCUGUGGCCAUAGAAGAGGAAGAGGAGGGGGAAGUGGAGGAAGAAGAGGAAGAUGGGGAGGAGGAAGACGAGGACCAGAGAGGGAGGAAGAGGAAGAAGGACCAAGAUGGACUUGGCCAGAAGGUCAAGCUCGAGGAGAAGCAACACUAUCCAUGCAAGAAGUGUCCCCGGGUUUUCAAUAACCGUUGGUACCUGGAAAAGCACAUGAACGUCACACACAGCCGCAUGCAGAUCUGCGACAAAUGUGGCAAAAGGUUCCUGCUGGAGAGCGAACUGUUGCUGCACCAUCAGACAGACUGUGAGAAGAACAUCCAGUGUUGCACCUGUGGGAAAGCUUUUAAGAAGCUCUGGUCGCUUCACGAGCACAACAAAAUUGUCCACGGCUAUGCAGAAAAGAAGUUCUCCUGCGAAAUCUGUGAGAAGAAAUUCUACACGAUGGCGCAUGUGCGCAAGCACAUGGUUGCUCACACCAAGGACAUGCCCUUCACCUGUGAGACAUGUGGGAAGUCGUUCAAGCGCAGCAUGUCCCUGAAGGUACAUUCUCUGCAGCACUCAGGAGAGAAGCCUUUUAAAUGUGAGAACUGUAAUGAACGGUUCCAGUACAAGUAUCAGCUCCGAUCUCACAUGAGUAUCCACAUCGGCCACAAGCAGUUCAUGUGCCAGUGGUGCGGGAAGGACUUCAACAUGAAGCAGUACUUCGAUGAACAUAUGAAAACCCAUACUGGUGAAAAGCCAUACAUCUGUGAGAUCUGCGGGAAGAGCUUCACCAGCCGCCCUAACAUGAAGCGGCACCGUCGGACGCACACAGGAGAGAAGCCGUACCCUUGUGAUGUUUGCGGCCAGCGCUUCCGGUUCUCCAACAUGCUCAAGGCCCACAAGGAGAAGUGUUUCCGGGUCAGCAACUCGGUGGCCUCGGAUCCAAACAACCACAGCGACCCGAACUCCACCAGCUUCUCUGCUUCCCAGAGCACCAACCCGACUCAUCUGACCACCAGUAGCCCCCUUCACUCCACGCCACACUCCCAUGCGCUCCCUUUGCCACUCGUGCAUACUCAGAGCAUCCCGCCUGCUCCUCAUUUACCACCCCCACCUCCUCUCUUCCCAGCGAGUAGAGUGAACUUAAACCACUAGGCCCUGGCCUUCUAUUGGGCAUGUGCAGCGACGGUUACGCAAUUCGGAAAAUGCCUAGCAGGUGUCUCAGUCAUAAACGUUGUUGGAGGUUGGGGAGACGAUGGAGUUGGGUUUCGAUUGCCAACGGGCUUUGCCUUUGGUCUGCAGCGUUGAAGGACUCUGUGGUUCUAGUCCUGAGCCAGCACACCGUCUUCGCUUCCCACUGUGUAUAAUCUGAAGGAAACCGCCUAUUUUGUUUGCAGUUGGAAGGGUGUAGACCAAAUACCGCUCGCUCUGGAGAUCUAGGGAUGUUCCAGGGAAGAUUUUGCCCAAUGGCAAUGAUGCCAACAAGAAUUUACCCCUCUCUCUACCAACACAUAACCUGUGGCAUAGUGAGGAAUGAGUGCUUAUGUGUCUGCCUUGAAACAGUUCAUAAGAACUGUUGUUUUCUUUUUUGGGUGGAAAUGGGUUGACGCACAAGUCUAUUUGCAUGAAGCAGAGUAUGAAAAAAUGUCAGGGGAUGGUGAAGCUGUGAUUGGCGAAGUGUCUAGUGGAUGAGUUCUCCACUAGAGCUUCUCAUCUCCUUGCUUUUCCCAUCUCAAUGUCACCAGUCACUGGGUGGGAUUUCUGGCUCUGUUAUGAGUGGGCGCUUCCAUCUUGCGGAGGUGAGGUUUAAAAUGUUUGAUAUAGGAAAGGGCACCAGAGAAGCACUUCUGGCCUCCUCUUGGUCCCCUACUUGCCUUUUCAUAUAUGAAACCCACAAAUCCAAGUCUGAUGGUCAUUCCAGGCUUUUGGGAUGGUUCUCCAGAACAUCUAGUGUCAUUUUUCUGUGCUUGGUCUACAUCCUUCUUGGGCCCUAAGUCUGGAGACGUCGUUCUUCAGUGGACUACUGCUCUACAAAGCAAGCUGAUAUACAAAUCCUAAGUUCUCCUCCAUUCAACGCUAUUGAGCUUGGGAAGAAAAUCUGGCCUUUUUGUAAUAUUAAGAAUUUAUUAUUUUAACCUUUUUUUGCACUUUAUUAAUCUAUUGUAACAAUAACUCUUCCUUGAUAGGAUAAUUGCAAGUUAUUCCAUGCGCUCUUGCUGGUUAAUGAAACUUCCCGGCGCAAUGUCAGUCCCUCAGUGUGCUGUGGCCAUGCGAGCUCCAUUCAUUGCCAAGACACCUGUACAGGGUACCUGUGCUUAACCCUCUUGAAAUGGAUGAAGCUUCUGCACUAGCGGUGCAUUGAUGGCUUGGCCCCCAUCACCUUGCUGAACCUGUUUGCACAAAGUCCAUGAGCAACCUCAGAGUUGUAUUGGAUGUCUUCUUUUGAGGUUCUUCGUUCCUGCCCUCCCCACGUCCAAAACCUGGAGAAAUCUUUUCAGCUAGGAAGUCCAGACUGCUUUGCCUCUCUGUAUAUGUUUUUGUGUAUCUGUACUAAAGCAGGGCUGGCCCCUGGAACAACAGCCAUAACAUGUGAACGAACACAAAAGGUGCAAAAAGGAGGUUGUGGCUUGGAAAAAGUCAAGAUGGUGCAAUAAUUGCUAAGAGCCAGGAUGCUGAGACGCAAGCCGCAGUAUGAAUGCUUGGGGAGGAAGCGUUGAUAUGUUUAAUUCUCUGGACUGGACGCUUCUCAGUAAGGACCUGACCGGACAAACUCUUCAAGAGACUACAGUGAAGAGGUUAAUGUCGAGGAAGAGGGCAGCACACAUCCUGUCCCGACAUUUCGGUAGCAUGUAACGGUUUGGAAGAAAAAGGGGAGGAGAAAAAACACAGCUCUUCAUAUGACUCAAAUGGAUUUUCUUAAUGCCCAAUGAUGGGUGGUGCGUUACUUCUCUGGUGGUUGGCAUCUAUUGCCCAGCUAUGCCAAGAAGGAAGUGAGAAGCGAGUAUCGGUGACUUUCUUUUAGCGUGAACGAAAAUUGCAAUGAAGCACUUUAUUCUGUAUAGAUUGGGGGUGGUUGGAGCAGAUGCAGGCGGGAGGACCGUUGUCCUUAUCCAUUUUCUUUCAGCAGCCUCUUCAGAAAUAUCCUAGGAAAUAUAUUACAACUUUUGUUUUAACCAUCACUUAUAAUAUGCAUAUGUUUUAUUCCUAAUGUGAGAGGGAAGAAGUACAUCAUCACUGAUUGAGGCAAACUUUGCAUUUCUCUGCUGCAUCCUGAAAUCAAGAGGAAACUAUUGGCGUCCAGGUGUGCAGGGGCAUUUCUUUGAGUAGGGAAUGCCCGUUUUUCUCCCUUCCUCUGAGGUUGGCACUACACAUUCCAUGGCAAAAUAUGGGGCUCCCAACUUAUCUUUGCUGUGUAACGAUAAUAUGAGGCAGAGGGGGGAUAUGUUCAGGUGAGAAUUUGCAGGCCUUCUUGCUUCUCAUUCUCCCCCCUUCUGAUUUUUUGUCCUUAGCCAGCCUGAAUCGGGAAUAAACCCAAUUGUAGUGGUGAAGAGCAGUCUGAGGAGAAGAAGCAGUAGGAGGGGGAGAGAGAACUCCUCUCUUGCCCACUCAUUCUCUCCCCCCUUCCCCCCCCCUAAAAAUCCUGUCCCAUCAUAUUACCAGUAACUGGGCAAUAUGUCUGCUGAGAGAAUACACAAUUCCAUCUGCAAAGGCAGCACUGGUAUUUUUCCUGGGAGCUUCCAAAAAGUUGUGUCAAAAGGUUGUGAAAUGCAGGGAGAGCCUUGGUGUGGUGCGGCCUUUCAGGGAUAUUCCAGGCCCUUUACUGAAAUUACCAUUUUCAUUUUAUUUAUAACAAAGAAAACAUGGAGCCUUUUUUGCUUGCAGAGAUUUAAGGCAAACUGUAGAGACAGCAUUCUACCCAAUGGGACCAUUAAAGGAAACCAUGCUCUCAAGUAGCGUUACUUGGCAUUUUUUUUUUAAAAAGGAUUAAUUACUCAAUAACUUUAAAACACAUUAAACUGUUGAGCGAGAGGUGUGAUCCCACAGCCCAACUUUAGAACAUGACCCAGUGUGAACUUUGUGGCUGCCUGUAGGAAAUUGGUAAACUCGGGGCUUUUUUUCUGGGAAAAGAGGUGGUAGAACUCAGUGGUGGAACUCAGGACCGCACAAUGAUGUCACUUUGGGUCGGCUGGAACAAGGGGGGAGUUUUUAAAAGUUUAAAUCGCCCUUGGUGA
Molecule: messenger RNA, 5583 nt
Organism: Eublepharis macularius
Lineage: Eukaryota; Metazoa; Chordata; Lepidosauria; Squamata; Eublepharidae
Gene: ZBTB47
Product: zinc finger and BTB domain containing 47
Exons: 6
Coding region: 239-2506 (755 amino acids)
Biological process (GO): regulation of transcription by RNA polymerase II
Cellular component (GO): nucleus
Molecular function (GO): DNA-binding transcription factor activity, RNA polymerase II-specific; RNA polymerase II cis-regulatory region sequence-specific DNA binding; protein binding
Source: RefSeq, a predicted model, not a curated record